UGGAACUAGAAUCGCCAUUAGAGUGCGACAUCGUCCGAUUAUUCUUUCUCUCGGGUGUCGACUGCGAACACGUUGAAGAGGUAAGCCAUCAUGCAGAUCUUCGUGAAGACCCUAACAGGCAAGACCAUCACCCUCGAGGUGGAGGCGUCCGAUACCAUCGAGAACGUCAAAGCUAAGAUCCAGGACAAGGAGGGCAUUCCUCCGGAUCAGCAGCGUCUCAUCUUCGCUGGAAAGCAGUUGGAAGAUGGCAGGACGCUUUCUGACUAUAACAUCCAGAAAGAGUCCACUUUGCACUUGGUGCUCCGACUUCGAGGUGGUGUCAUCGAACCGACCCUUCGUAUCCUCGCACAGAAGUACAAUUGCGAUAAAAUGAUCUGUAGGAAAUGCUACGCCCGUCUGCACCCGCGUGCAACCAACUGUCGCAAGAAGAAAUGCGGACAUACCAACAACAUCCGCCCGAAAAAGAAGCUGAAGUAGACCUUGUACUCCAACAUAUGGACAAAGCCACGGAAAAAAGAACGAUGUAUUUACUUCCAGCAAAUUUACGUGCGCUUGUAUUCGCCUCUAACAUUUGAUCCCAAUAAAAUCUAAGCAACCAGGUAAA
Molecule: messenger RNA, 604 nt
Organism: Orussus abietinus
Lineage: Eukaryota; Metazoa; Arthropoda; Insecta; Hymenoptera; Orussidae
Gene: RpL40
Product: ubiquitin-60S ribosomal protein L40
Exons: 3
Coding region: 91-477 (128 amino acids)
Biological process (GO): translation; modification-dependent protein catabolic process; protein ubiquitination
Cellular component (GO): ribosome; nucleus; cytoplasm
Molecular function (GO): structural constituent of ribosome; protein tag activity; ubiquitin protein ligase binding
Source: RefSeq, a predicted model, not a curated record